Messenger RNA from Phialemonium atrogriseum, 1085 nucleotides. RefSeq lists its product as uncharacterized. Bases 307 to 1074 code for a protein of 255 amino acids. The transcript has a single exon. Lineage: Eukaryota; Fungi; Ascomycota; Sordariomycetes; Cephalothecales; Cephalothecaceae. Gene Ontology annotation, molecular function: nucleic acid binding. The record is from RefSeq and is a predicted model, not a curated record.
GCUUAGUUCUACAAGGAUAUCAAAACUCCAAAUCUUCUUCGGGUUCGGACGAGAAUAUACCGACGACCCUCCCCAGAGAAAGACCUCGACCAUUGUUAACCCUUACCUCAGAGUAUGAGGUGAUCAGGCAAUUACAGAGGUUCGCUACUGCCUCUGGUAAUCGAUAGCCACAAAAAGCCCCGCUUCCUGGGCCAAAAAAUAUUUUGGCCAACCCACACAUCAACAGCAAGACAACCCACGUUCGUGAGGACCAACUACCCCAGACUGAGAUCCUUCAACCACCAUACCGUGCCUCACGAAUAUUCAAUGGGCAUGGCUCUUCAGGCCGCCCCCGGGGCAGCCGCUCCAUCAGCCAAGCGCAAGCUCGCCGACGCCGCUGGCACCCCCAACGUCGUCAAGAAGCUCCGAUCCGAUAACACUCCAGCAUCACCACCCACCUCAACCUCCUUGCGACCCCUUAGCAGCUUCAUAACGGAUCUGCGGCCCAAGUACGAAGUCAAGACCCUCUCAGUCCUCUCCUCCACCAGCAUCUCCAAACGCGUCGACACCAUCCUCCAACAUCUCGGCCGCUUCCACCCCUGGGACUCCACUGUCCUCCCUGGCGUCGUGCUGCUCUAUGCAAGGUCCAAUACCACCAACAAGCUCAUUACCAUCGCCGAGACCGUGCGCCGGCGCAUCCACGAGGGUGACCAGAAGUGGUACCAGUACAACCGGCUGUACGAGAUGGAGUGGGCCGCCAAGCAGAGCAGCGCAGCCCGCGGUCAGGAUCACGGAGGGUCGGUCGUCGAGGACACGGCCAUGGGCACAGCUGCCGGUAGGGAGGGUGGGGAAGAUCGCGAUGUCGAUGACGACGACGGUGACGAUUACUUCGAAACCAUGAACGGCGACGCCGCGACGCCCACUCAGUUCGAGCGAGCCGUCCACGGAGAGCCAAAGGCACGGCAGAUGGCACACAUGAGCAUCGUCCUCUCACGGGUGCCGGUACCUGAACUUAAAGCGCGGGACAGUUUUACGGUGCAGUCGAACGAGGAGUACAUCGAUUACAUCCGCAAGAAGAAGGCCGGCCUUGUUUGAGCCAUGACCCU